Messenger RNA from Aspergillus oryzae RIB40, 939 nucleotides. RefSeq lists its product as uncharacterized. The record is from RefSeq and is a predicted model, not a curated record. Lineage: Eukaryota; Fungi; Ascomycota; Eurotiomycetes; Eurotiales; Aspergillaceae. The transcript has 2 exons. The coding region runs from base 1 to 939 and encodes 312 amino acids.
AUGCCUCCAGCCAGUUCGUCGUUUACGGCAUUGAAUUUGCCAGAAACAUUUUCUCUCCCACAAUGCAUGGAAUAUUUUACCCUUACCGCUGGUCCCAAUACCGAUCUCUGGCGGAAGCCCCCAAAUGGUGACACGUCCACAGCCCCCAUUAUAUUCACAUCACUGCGAAAUCCAUUUAUACUCGCAGAAGUGACGGUUAGUGCGGACUGGGAAAUGGAAUGGGACCAGGGUGGACUGGUUAUUUUUGCCGGAGCCGCACCACAAUCCUGCUCGUCCGAGAGCGUCCCAUUGGAUUCCGGAACGCGAUCGAGUCGCUCGGGAUACCCCCAGAUCGCACGACCGUGCAAAUGGGUCAAGGCGGGUAUGGAAUUUAGCUCGGGCACUGUGAACGCCUCAUCGGUCAGUGCAACUGCGGAUGGAGCCGAUUGGUGUCUUUCACCGCUCAGCCUCCCCGACAGCGGGCCUUCAACCGUGCAGUCGCUGCGUAUCAAAUUAGAGCGGAUCGGCAACUCCCUCUGGAUCUGGUACCAGAUCCCAUCCGCCGUUCCCUAUGCACUGACGCCGAGCGCAGUGAGCAGCACGUGGAAGAAGCUACGGGAGGUGACAUGGUUCUUCUACGGCGUGGAAGACAAGUUUAUCCAUGUGGGAGUGUACGCGAGUCGGCCAAAUAACAUAUCUCGCAAUAGUACCAUGUGGGAGAUGAUGAACGGUCCGGUUUUAAGCGAGUCCACACGCAGCCACGACCCACGAAUGGCUUAUGAGCCUACGACUCCAUGUUUUGCGCCGCUGGUUGGGCCCAACAUGUUGAGUCUCUUUUUGUUUCUCCCCCUGGUUUACCAUAAUUGUUUUGAGGAUACGGUGUCAAGCAUACAGGGGGACAUGAUGAGCGUACCGGUGUUUUUCUAUCAUUCUGUUCUCUUACUUCUUCGAGAUACUUGA